AUCUGGUAGCAUGAUAAAAAGAACCAUUAUAUAAAUGGGCUGCUUGUUUUUAGACGACAAUAGUUUGGUUCUCAGGAGGGGAAAAAGACUGAGAUGGCUUUGUGAUGAAUGAUUAUUACCAUUAUGGCUAAAGAUUAAUGAAAAUGGAAGGCCUGUAGACCUGUGAAUAAAGAUGGACAUUUUUGGAGGGUAAUGAAGCUCCACUAUUGUCUCCAUCUGGUAACAUUUCUUGCAGCCAACCAUCUUUUUUGAGGUUAACAAGACAAGAGAGGAACCAAAAUGUCUGUUGCUGCCUACAUCAGGACUAAGGUUGAGCAUCUCUUAUCCAAAAUUCCAAGACCUUCCCACCGUCCCGCGGCGGCUCCUGUCCCUUUAAAUCGCCCUAGCGGCGCCCCGCUGCAUGCUGGGCCUCGUAGUCCAGCAACGCCCUCUAGUGAUAUUCCCGCGAUCCCCGGCCCCGGACUACGACUCCCAGGGUGCCUUUGGUCGUCCUGGAAACAGAGCCUCAAAGCGGAAGCCCCGCCCUUCGAGUCCGCUGGAAGGAGGAAGGCGCGGAGCUCGGAGUUGAGAAAGAUGCCAGCGCUGGACGAACUCUACCUGACGGAGAAGGAUGCCGCGACCGGGACCAUGAAGACCCUGCCCGCCUUGCACCCGUCCCAGAUGAGCAAGGAGCGGGCCUUCCCACAGUACCGCCCUCCUCCGCCCAAGGGGGCGUGGCCCAGCGCAGAGUGGGAGGAGUUCCUGGCAAGGACCGCCUCUCUGGCCGACGCCCUCGAUUGGCUCCUCGCCCUGCCACACCACCGAUUCUGGUCCCAGGUGGUCUUUGACGAGCGCCUGCAGAAGACCCUGGACGCCUUCCUGAGCUCGGCCCCACGCAAGUUCGACGCCACGGCCACGCAUGACGACGAACACGUGUCCCCGGAAGUGGAGGCGGUCCAGAGGCGGCUCCACCGCGGCGUCUUCAUGACCUUCCUCCGAAUGUCCACUCACAAGGAGUCCCCGGAGCACUUCCUUUCUCCGCCGGCCUUCGGGGAGAUUGUCUACAACCACUUCCUGUUCGACAUCCCCAAAAUCAUGGACCUCUGCGUCCUCUUCGGGAAGGGCAACGGGCCCCUCCUCCACAAGAUGAUACAGAACGUGUUUGCGCAGCAGCCGAGCUACUUUGCCGACUUGGACGAGUCCCUUCCCACCGUCCUCCAGGUCUUUGGGAGCGUCCUGGAGCGGUGCGGCUUAGCGUCGGCGUCGGGCGAAGGGACGCCCCAGAAGCUGGGAGAGCGGCCGCGGCCCACCCCGCACGACAUGCCCCUCCAGGACCUGGCGGAUAUCGUGCGGUACGUGUGCGACUCGUGCGUGACGCUCUGGGCUUUCCUGGAGGUUUUCCCACUGGCCGCAAACACCUUCCACAAGCACGACUUCUGCGCCAGGUUGGCGUCCUUUUACGAGCUGCUGGUCCCGGAGCUGGAGUCCGCCAUCAAGAGGAGGCGCCACCAAGAUCCCAGGCUGCUGUCGGACUUGUGGCGGAGGCUGUCUCAUUCGAAGCGGAAGAUAGCCGAGCUCUUCCACCUCCUGGUGCAGCACCUCUGCCUACAGCCCAUCCUCGAGAACAGUGCUGAGAGCAUCCAUCCCUUUGUGGAAGAGUUUCUCCAGAUCUUUGCCUCCGUCCUUCAGGAAAGAAGAUUCCUCUGCGAAUACGACUCGCUUUUCCCGGUGGCCGACGACGUGAGCCUCCUCCAACAGGCUUCACCCCAGUUGGAUGAGACACGCACCUCAUACCUGCUGCAGGCAGUCAAAGGCGCCCGCAAGGAGGAGAAGGAGGAGGAAGGAGGAAGCCACGCGGGGAGGGGGGGACCUCGGAAAACUCCCGCGGGGGGCGGCCUCGAAACUGCCAUCCCGGAAACGGCCGUGGAGGUCCCGCGGGAAGAGGAAGAGUCGGACCUCACUGGGCUGGUGUGUCAGGUGAAGGAGGUGUUCCCGGACCUGCCGGAGGGGUUCGUGGAGUGCUGCUUGCGGGAACACGGCCGCGACGUGGAGAGGGUCAUCCACCUCCUCCUGGAAGGGAAGAUCCCCCGGCCCGCAGACCCCGACCCAACCCCGCUGCUGAGGUCGCGGCACAACGUCUUCCAGGACGACGCCUUCGACGUCUUCUCCUCCGACCACGUCGACCUCUCCCGCGUCCAGAAGGGAAAGCGGGCGGAGGGGCGGAGCACGCGGCUGCUGCUGGAGGACAAGCGCUUCCUGUCGGGUCAGCGGGGCCGCUACGAGCAGUACUCGCUGGUGGCGGAGGAGGAGGAGGAAAUCCCGGCCAAGGCGUACGACGAUGACGAGUACGACGACACCUACGAUGGGAACCAGGUGGGCGCCAACGACGCCGACUCCCACGACGAGCUCCUCCUCCGCAGGCCGUUCACGGUCCCUCAGGUCCUGAGGUCGAGGCCGAACAAAGGGAAGGAAGAGGAAGAGGAAGACGAGGAGGAGGAAGAGGAAGAGCAGGAGGGGCCCAAGGACCACUUUGUGCAGGAUCCGGCCGUGUUACGGGAACGAGCCGAAGCCCGCCGCAUGGCCUUCCUCGCCAGGAAAGGGCCUCGUGGGGACCCUUCCUCCUCCUCGUCCAAUGGAAGAGGUCAGUCCAAGGCGGAGGCGGGGCCGGAGCGGCGGCGGAAGGAGGCGGCCAAGGCCAGCCGGGCCAAUCACAGCCGGCGCCUGAUGUCCGACCGCAAGCGCAGCAAGGGCAUGGUCCCACAAUAACCAAUAAAGGAGCCGUGCGUUGUGCCGUG
Anolis carolinensis (green anole) is the source of this 2774-nucleotide messenger RNA. RefSeq names its product activating signal cointegrator 1 complex subunit 2 (gene ascc2). The transcript has 19 exons. Lineage: Eukaryota; Metazoa; Chordata; Lepidosauria; Squamata; Anolidae. Gene Ontology annotation, biological process: regulation of DNA-templated transcription. The coding region runs from base 280 to 2745 and encodes 821 amino acids. The record is from RefSeq and is a predicted model, not a curated record. Gene Ontology annotation, molecular function: ubiquitin binding.